This is a messenger RNA of Rotaria sp. Silwood2, 258 nucleotides long. NCBI's taxonomy places the organism in Eukaryota, Metazoa, Rotifera, Eurotatoria, Philodinida, Philodinidae. The record is from the annotation of a GenBank genome assembly.
AUGCCAACAACAAGAACAACUACAUCAACACAUGUACCAAUGACAGCAACAACAGGAGCGCUUACAACAACAACAGCGCCUGCAACAAAAUCAACGACGAAGAAGAGACUAGCAACAACUACAACAUUGGAUGAAUUUCAACAAUUAAAACAGAUUCAAGAUGCACAUGAUCUCCAACAAGAAGAAGAACAACACCAAAAUAUUGUACAACUAGUUCAACAACAGUUCUGGGAACAUCUCGAAUUAUCAAAUCAGUAA